This is a messenger RNA of Sphaeramia orbicularis (orbiculate cardinalfish), 8863 nucleotides long. RefSeq names its product kinesin family member 1Ab (gene kif1ab). Lineage: Eukaryota; Metazoa; Chordata; Actinopteri; Kurtiformes; Apogonidae. The record is from RefSeq and is a predicted model, not a curated record. Gene Ontology annotation, biological process: microtubule-based movement. The coding region runs from base 442 to 5607 and encodes 1721 amino acids. The transcript is spliced from 48 exons. Gene Ontology annotation, molecular function: microtubule binding; ATP binding; microtubule motor activity.
CGACGGGGGGGCCGCUGGAGCAUCCCGCACCCAUCCUUCCGUUCAUCUAUCUGUCUGCCUGCCCCCCCACCCCCACCCCCCUCCUUUCUCCCUGUCCUUGUGCGUAACGGACGCACCGUUUCUGUUGCGCGCUGAGCCCACCCCAGCGCUGGUGAUUCUGAACCACUCUGCCACGCUUUUCCCCGGCGGAUGCUCCAUGUAUGGAUGCGCCAAGUGGAGCGAUGCUGUAGGCUGCCCGGAGACGGAGUGAAAAGCAAAAAAAUCUAGGCUGUAGAGGAGAUUGAAGCAGAGGAGGCAGCGGAGGAUCCUGGCGCUGCUUUGAAUGGCCAGAGGAUUCAGCCUCUGCGGUCGUUGAGUCUGAGUUGCUGAGGUGACAGGUGUGUGCCCGUAUAACCACACAGAUCUCCAGCUCUUCUGCUCAUACGCUCGGCCACCGGCAGCAUGGCAGGGGCUUCGGUGAAGGUGGCGGUGAGGGUCAGACCCUUCAACUCCAGAGAGAUCGGCAAGGAGAGCAAGUGCAUCAUUCAGAUGUCAGGAAACACCACAACGAUUCUCAACCCUAAACAGCCAAAGGAAAACAAGAGCUUCAACUUUGACUUUUCUUAUUGGUCACACACAACGCCUGAGGACAUCAACUAUGCGUCCCAGAUGCAGGUGUACAAAGACAUCGGAGAGGAGAUGCUGCUUCACGCAUUUGAAGGAUACAACGUUUGCAUAUUUGCAUAUGGUCAGACAGGAGCAGGCAAAAGCUACACCAUGAUGGGACGACAGGAAAAGGACCAGCAGGGGAUCAUACCCCUGUUGUGUGAGGACCUUUUCACCAAAAUCAAUGACAGCAAUAAUGAUAACAGCAUGUCGUACUCUGUGGAGGUGAGUUACAUGGAGAUCUACUGUGAACGUGUUCGUGAUCUGUUGAACCCCAAAAACAAAGGAAACCUGCGCGUCAGGGAGCACCCUCUGAUGGGACCCUACGUUGAAGACCUGUCCAAACUGGCUGUCACCUCCUACAACGACAUCCAGGACCUGAUGGACUCUGGAAACAAAGCCAGGACGGUGGCUGCAACCAACAUGAAUGAGACCAGCAGUCGCUCGCACGCCGUCUUCAAUAUCAUCUUCACACAGAAGAAACACGACAUGGAGACAGACAACACAUCAGAAAAGGUCAGCAAAAUCAGUCUUGUGGACUUGGCUGGCAGCGAGAGGGCCGACUCAACAGGAGCCAAAGGAACCCGACUGAAGGAAGGAGCAAACAUCAACAAAUCUCUGACCACAUUAGGAAAAGUUAUUUCUGCUCUGGCUGAACUGGACUCAGCACCAAACAAGAACAAGAAAAAGAAGAAGGUGGAGAGUUUUAUUCCAUACAGAGACUCAGUCCUGACUUGGCUACUGAGGGAAAACUUGGGAGGAAACUCUCGCACAGCUAUGGUUGCUGCUCUCAGCCCUGCAGAUAUUAACUAUGAUGAGACCCUCAGUACCCUCCGGUACGCUGACCGCGCCAAACAGAUCCGUUGCAACGCUGUGAUCAAUGAGGACCCCAACAACCGCCUGGUGCGUGAGCUGAAGGAGGAAGUGGCUCGCCUCAAAGACCUACUGUACGCACAGGGACUGGGAGACAUCAUAGAGAACCUGUGCGAUUACAAGAACUUUGUGAAUAAUCGCCAGGCUGUCAAUCAAAGGGGUGAUCUCUCCACAGUGACCAAUGCCAUGACGGGAAUGAGCCCCUCCCCCUCGCUCUCGGCCCUGUCCAGUCGCGCCGGUUCCAUCACCAACCUUCACGACCGCAUCUUCAGCCCAGCCAGCGAAGAAGCCAUUGAGAGGCUCAAGGAAACAGAGAAAAUCAUUGCAGAGCUCAAUGAAACUUGGGAAGAGAAACUGCGACGUACUGAAGCAAUUCGUAUGGAAAGGGAGGCCCUGCUGGCAGAGAUGGGUGUUGCCAUGAGAGAAGAUGGAGGAACUGUGGGUGUUUUCUCUCCCAAGAAGACUCCUCAUCUGGUAAAUCUGAAUGAGGACCCACUGAUGUCUGAGUGUCUGCUCUACUACAUUAAAGAUGGCAUUACCAAAGUUGGCCGUGAAAAUGCAAAGACUCGCCAAGACAUUGUUCUCAGUGGCCAUUUUAUCAGAGACGAACACUGCACCUUUAGCAGCACCACAGGUCCACAUGGAGAAGGAUGUGUCGUGUUGGAGCCAUGUGAGGGGUCGGAGACAUAUGUCAACGGGAAGAGGGUCACUUCACCAAUUAUUCUGCGGUCAGGAAACCGUAUCAUUAUGGGCAAGAGCCACGUGUUCCGUUUCAACGACCCUGAGCAGGCUCGGCUGGAGCGUGAGAGGACGCCGUGUGCUGAGACGCCGGUGGAGCCUGUGGACUGGGCCUUCGCUCAGAGGGAGCUGCUGGAGAAACAAGGCAUCGACAUGAAACAGGAGAUGGAGCAGAGACUUCAGGAGCUUGAGGAUCAGUACAGAAAAGAAAGAGAAGAAGCCAGUAACCUGCUGGAACAGCAGAGACUGGACUAUGAGAGUAAACUGGAAGCACUUCAGAAACAAGUGGAUUCUCGAUACCUGGAGUCACCAGAGGAAGAGGAGGAGCCUGAAGAGGAAGUCCCAUGGACCAAACGUGAGACUGAGCUGGCUCUGUGGGCUUUCCGAAAGUGGCGUUUCUACCAGUUCACCUCUCUUAGGGACCUUCUGUGGGGCAACGCCAUCUUUCUUAAAGAAGCCAAUGCUAUCAGUGUCGAGCUGAAGAAGAAGGUUCAGUUCCAGUUCGUCCUGUUGACAGACACUCUCUACUCUCCACUACCCCCCGACCUGCUGCCCCCCAGUGUGGCCAAAGAGAGGGAGAGACGACCUUUCCCACGGACGAUUGUAGCAGUUGAAGUACAGGAUCAAAAGAAUGGAGCCACACAUUACUGGACUCUGGAGAAACUCAGGCAGAGGCUGGACCUGAUGAGGGAAAUGUACGAUCGAGCUGCUGAGCUGCCCAGCAGUGCAGUGGAGGACUGUGACCACGCCCUCACAGGAGGAGACCCCUUCUACGACCGCUUCCCCUGGUUCCGCCUGGUCGGCAGGGCUUUUGUGUAUCUGAGUAACCUGCUGUACCCGGUGCCUUUGGUGCAUCGUGUGGCCAUCGUCAGUGAAAAAGGAGAAGUGAAAGGCUUCCUCAGAGUGGCUGUGCAGGCCAUCUCAGCUGAUGAAGAGGCUCCUGAUUAUGGUUCUGGUGUGAGGCAGUCAGGCACUGCCAAGAUCUCAUUUGAAGAUAAACAGUUUGAAAAGUUCCAGACGGAGUCGUGCCCUGGUGGUCUGUCGCACUCCAACACCUCUCAAGAGGAGCUGCGAAUCGUCGAGGGAGAAGGACAGAACGCUGAGAUGGGAAUAUCUGCAGAUGAAGUCAACAACAACACCUGUGCAGACACCAAACGUCUUAUUUGUCUUGAAGCCACUCAGGAGGCUCCAAACAGCCCUGUGAAGACCUUAGGUUUAGGUCUGGACCUUCCUCUGGAUCUGUCCCCCGAGAAAGCUCUGUCCCACCUGAAGAUCGGCAGCACAUUCACCUUCAGGGUCACAGUCCUGCAGGCGUCCAGUAUCUCUGCAGAGUACGCUGACAUCUUCUGCCAGUUCAACUUCAUCCAUCGUCAUGAUGAAGCUUUCUCCACUGAACCGCUGAAGAACACAGGCAGAGGACCACCUCUGGGCUUCUACCAUGUACAAAAUAUCACAGUGGAAGUGACCAAGUCAUUUGUGGAGUACAUCAAGACUCAGCCCAUCGUCUUCGAGGUGUUCGGUCACUAUCAGAAACAACCAUUCCCUCCGCUCUGCAAAGACCUGAUCAGUCCACUUAGGCCUUCGAGGAGACAGUUCCCCAGAGUGAUGCCUUUAUCCAAACCAGUCCCCGCCACUAAACUCAGCACCCUGACCCGCUCCACCGCCGGGCCUUGUCACGCCAAAUAUGACCUCAUGGUUUUCUUUGAGAUCUGUGAGCUGGAGGCAAAUGGAGACUACAUCCCAGCUGUUGUUGACCACCGAGGGGGGAUGCCCUGCCACGGGACGUUCCUGUUACAUCAGGGCAUUCAGCGGAGGAUUACAGUUACCAUUGCUCAUGAAACCGGAAACGAUAUUGAGUGGAAGGAGGUGAAGGAGCUGGUUAUCGGUCGUAUUCGAAACACUCCAGAGGCUGAUGAGACUAUCGUAGAUCCAAACAUCCUGUCUCUCAACAUCCUGUCUUCUGGAUAUUUUUGGCCAAAACAUGACGACAACGUCUCCUUGGGAGUUGACCAUAGAACUUUCUACCGAUUUGAGGCGGCAUGGGACAGCUCCAUGCACAACUCUCUCCUCCUGAACAGAGUCACUCCCUAUGGGGAAAAGAUCUACAUCACCCUCUCUGCUUACCUAGAGAUGGAGAACUGCACUCAGCCAACGGUGAUCACCAAAGAUUUCUGCAUGGUGUUUUACUCCCGGGACACCAAGCUUCCAGCCUCCCGCUCCAUCAGAAACCUCUUCAGCACCGGCUGCUUCAGGCCAUCUGAGAGUAACCGUGUCACAGGAGUCUAUGAGGUCACUCUCUGCCACGUGGCCGACAAUGGCAGUCCAGGAAUGCAGCGUCGCCGCAGACGUGUGCUGGACACCUCUGUGGCGUACGUCCGAGGAGAGGAGAACCUGGCUGGAUGGAGGCCCCGCAGUGACAGCCUCAUCCUCGACCACCAGUGGGAGCUGGAGAAACUCAGUUUACUGCAGGAGGUGGAGAAGACCAGACAUUACCUGCUACUGAGGGAGAAGCUGGAGGCCACUCUUCAGGCUGGACAGGACGCGCUCUACAAGAACAAUGAUAUCAGCGACUUUGCAAAGAGUCCUGUCCUGAGCCACAGUCCUGGCAGCAGCCCUGUCCCUGAGAGCCCCAACCAGAGGCAGAGGGAGCUGGCUGCCAAGUGUCUGCGUCUGCUGAUGCACACCUUCAACAGGGAGUACAGCCAGGUGAGCAGCAGUGCCAGUGAGAGCAAGCUUUCGGAGAUGUCGGCAUCGCUAAUGAGAGAUUCGUCCUCCUCUGCUCUGAGCUCGCUCACUCCGUCCUCCACAUGCCCCUCACUGAUCGAGGGACACUAUGACAUCAGACACACUGAGCCCAGUUCAGGAGCGUCCACUCCAGAUCUGGACCCUUACAGCCCUGUGGACAGAAAGAAAACCCUCAGGGGAUGCACGUUUGUUCCUGACAUACAGGAGAUCCGCGUCAGCCCUAUCGUGUCAAAGAAAGGCUACCUACACUUCCUGGAGCCCCACACCAGCGGCUGGGUGAAGCGCUACGUGGUGGUGCGGCGGCCCUACGUCUACCUGUACCGCAGUGAGAGGGACAGCGUGGAGAGAGCCGUCAUCAACCUGUCAUCUGCUAAGGUGGAAUACAGCGAAGACAAACAGACCCUACUGCGGACCCCUAACACGUUUGCUGUGUGCACCGAGCAUCGUGGGAUACUGCUCCAGGCCACCAAUGACAAAGAGAUGCAUGACUGGCUGUACGCUUUUAACCCUCUCUUAGCUGGUACCAUCAGGUCAAAACUGUCGAGAAGAAAGUCGAUCCAGUCUGUCCAGUCGGUCCAGUCUGUGCCGUCUGCUCAGAGGAUGUGAAACUGGUGGAAAACUUCAAACAAAAGCAAAACAAUCCAAUCUUAAAGCUCCACAACUUACCAUCCUGCUCUAAUGAACAUAUACAAACUCGUACAUAAAAUCAUUUAAAUAACCUUGUAUAUGACGAGUCCAGCCCCAGUCCCAAACAUCACGUGAUUGCUCAUCCUGAAACCCAAGAAAACCGUCAUAUCUCUCUUUUUGCAGUCGCUCUCAGUAGCCACCUUAAACCCCUGCAUGGUGUGCUCCCUCCUUAACCCUUAGAAGAACACAUAAGACAAACUAACCACCCAAAACCUGUUAAGGAACGCUCCUCUGCUGGGCUACGGGACUAUAGCUCGGAUUAGUCUUAGGUUUUCAUGUACAUGUAGAUCUUUUCCUGUAGAAAUAUAGUGGUAAACAGUUGAUGAGUCCCUCCUUCAUAAGGCCCAGUUGUAGACCAACCAUCCAUGUAUUCCUAAACAAUGCCAUCAGUGGAGGUGGAAAAUGAAAACAUCUGGCUUGUUGCCAUCAAACCAGAUGUUUCUCUGUGCACAAGUGUGUUAAGUGCAGGGAUAAUAGCGCCGCAUUCCUCCUACAUCCAUCAUCUACCGUUACCUCAGUUUGUAAUGGCUUGGUGCUCUACAGCAUAGAGUAUUUGUUUCACUGCAGAGGUUUCAGAUAGCAACCAGACAGCUCGUCAUUUUAACAUAAAAGUAGCAUGAGGGAAUUGCUAGGACUUAAGGGUAAAAGUUGUCGUACCUGUGUCUGUGUAAUUUUUUAACUGCUUUCUCUGAAAACUGAGUACAUUGGCAAAAAUAAUCCACUGUCAAAAAUGUAACUCGUGUUCUCGCCUCCGUUUCUGUAUUUUUUACAUAAUCCAACGUGUGUGUGUGUGUGUGUAUAUAAAACGGAUAAACUUAUUUAUUGUUGCUCUUGUAGGAUUUCUGCAUUAUUAUUUGUGACAGGACCACCGACCAGUUUUGUUGCAUGGCACUUUAUUGUAUUGAGUUAAUGUGUUGUAUCAUUUACUCAGUUGUUUUUAACCAAAGCAUUGUUUCCUUGUUUCACUUGUUUCCACUGUGCAGUUGUGUUACCAGACAUUGCAGAAUAUUAGAAAAUGAGCUUAAGUAGUCAACCUAAAUUGACUUAAGAUGUUUUACAUGAUGAACGGACCUGUUCUUUCAGUUGACAAAGCACUUAUUGUGUCCGUUAUGGGCGAGCAGAGUUGCUGCAUUGCAUUUUAUGAGUUUACUGUUUAAGUCUUUGCUCCUCUAGUAGCUAAAUGGAAAGUUGUAAGAGAUCGUGGACCUCCAGUCGUUAUGAGAGCAAUUGCUUUGAGUGGGCAAGUGUGUUGUCCAUGCACCGGAUAGUGCCUCCCUUUCUUCACCUCUGUCUCUUCUUUCUCGUGUAUCUAUAUAUAUAUAUAUAUAUCACCGUCUUAUCGUCACCAUAGCAUUUAGUUACAAACUGAAGCUUUCACGUAGAGGAAAAAGUAGAUGUUAUCUUUUUUAUAUUGAUUGAUCUAUGUUCUUAACGUUUUGGAGAGUGAGUAUUAUCACUGAUGUUAUGUAGUUUGUAACGGUACAGUACAGCGUCUCUCUCAUUACUUAAAAGCAAUUUCCCUCCUUGCUUUUUGUACUGUAGCUGCUAGAUAUUUGACUGCCUGACGCUUGUGACAGAAACAAGUAAAGCUCGGUGUUAUUAUGGCAUUUAUGUUCAAGGAUGGUUUAUAAUUGUUUGUACCUGUCUACACUGUACCAGGAUGACCCAAAACUGGUGUGAAAAUAAUUUAAUCACUUUAUCAGAGUGGUAAAUUGAAUAAAAAAAGCCCUGCCUCACUUUUGUUUAAGUGAAAAUAUGAGGCUUUGUUUUGUGCUUUUUCAUUUUAAUAGAUUUAAGUGGUUUCAAUCAUAGGUUUAAGACUUGGCCAACCAGCCAAUUUGUCUUUCCUAUUUCCUCUUGUUUUCUAACUGGUUAUGAUGAGUGGAGAUUUAGUAUGCAGGACUGUAAGCCACAGGCCAGCCAACCUGCUGAGCAAUGCAGCUUGAUACUGAGAAAAUCUGCUUUAUCUAAAUAUUACAAAGCAAACCCAAAGUUAUGUUUUAAAUGUGAUGUUAGGGCUUUUUGGUUGUGCUUUUUUGUGUGUGUGUGUCCUUGUAAAAUGAAUGUGUAAUGCAAUAUUGAUGACAUCUGAAUGUUUUGGGUCAUCUUGGUGUAUUCUCUUUCUGUUUGUGUUAUAAAAUGCUUGUAGAUAAAAUCUGUGAGUUGCCUGCUGGAACAGAAGACAAAAUGGAAAGUUUUAUUUAUUUGAGUCCUGACAGAUGGAUUAUGUUUCUACAAUAUAUUGCACUGUUUAUUUAAGUUCAUAUUAUGUACAAAGCAUUUUUAUUUUUUAUGAUUUUCUAUGCUCAUGUUUAAAGAAUGUAAGGAAAAGACUGGUGAGUUUAACAGUAAGAUAUGAAGGGAGGAGAAGAUUAUAUUCCGGUGCCAUUUUUGCUUCAGCAAUCAAACCACUGCACCGAAUUACAUAGAUUUUUUUUUUUUUUUUUCACAACUAGCAGAUGACUUACAAUGCUUCCAGCCCAAGGGUAUCACGUUUAAAAAAUACUUUGUGAGACAGUUAUAGUGCAUUGGCCAAUAAUUGUUGAAAGGCAAAUGAGUUGAUUAUUUUAUAUUUGGCUGCUUUUUAACUGUCAUAGCUUUGGAUCGAAGCAUGCAGGUCCUCUUCUCUUCUACUGUACUGAUUUUGCCUCUGUCCCUCUCUCCUGCCUUACCGCUUGCUAAUGACAACAGCUUUCCCCCCCUGAAGUGCUACUUGUAAAGUAUUAUCAUCCAUGAUCCUUGUAAUGACUAACUGGAAACCUUCCUCUUGGCUCUGUCUUGUAUAUAAAUGGAGAUUUCUGUGUUGGGUCUCAUCACACAGAUGAUAUUAACUCUCUCUUCCUCUCUAUACCAUGAUGAUAAGAAACUGGCCUGCUGCUUUGUCAAGUGUCACUUGAAGCGUUACGAGUGCUGAUCUGGGUUCAGUUUUGCACAUUUCAGCUCAGUGUGGUCGAGGUGGUUGACACGGACCGGGUCGUUGAUCCCAAGUCUGCACUCGGAGCUCUGCGCUGCUUGACAGAAACAGAAACAGGCCCCAGCCUGUGAUGAAAUCUUAAUCUCAGUGCUCACGUUUAUCUUUUGAGUGUUCUGGAGUUCUUUCUCAUGUCUGUGGACACGUAACAAAAGUUGUCAAGAAAAAAAUAAGGCGAAUAAAUAAAUGAGUGUUGAAACUUAA